This is a messenger RNA of Neltuma alba, 609 nucleotides long. RefSeq names its product late secretory pathway protein AVL9-like. The record is from RefSeq and is a predicted model, not a curated record. The transcript has 3 exons. Bases 1 to 609 code for a protein of 202 amino acids. NCBI's taxonomy places the organism in Eukaryota, Viridiplantae, Streptophyta, Magnoliopsida, Fabales, Fabaceae.
AUGUUCAAACAAGUGACAAAGGCAUCAAAGGCAUGGAAGCAGCUGACACUAAAGGAGCAGAAGAAAUAUAAUGAUAAGGUUAAGCAAUCAAGAAAGGAAGGGAUGAAGAAGAAGAGGAAGAAAAAAGUUGCUUUUAGCACUGUUGCUCAGUUCGACAAUUUCAGAGUUGCAGAACUUGCAUGGACGACUGAUGGCUUUGAUCGAAUUAAGCAAACAAAAGGCUUAUCAGACCCUAAUGAUCAUGAUGGACAUGAGUCUGAUCAGCAAGAUGAUGAUGGAGAUGGGUCAGAUCAGGAAGAUGAUGAUAGACAUGACUCAAAUGAGGGUGAUGAUAAGGGAGAUGAUGAUGGAGAUGACUCAGAUAAGGGUAAAGAGAUAGGUGUUGAAGUAGAAGGAGUAGAAAAAGGAAAUAUGGAUUCUCCCCUGCCCCUUUCCCCUAUGGACAGGGGAUUUCAACUCAGGAGAUCACGAAGAAAGAUGAAAUCGGCUAUAAAUUCUCUAUGGCUUUUGACAAAGCCAAUUAAGAGGAGAAAGAGGACCGUGGAUGACAAGGACCGGUUUUUUGACAUAAUUUCCCGUAUGUGUUCAAGUAAGGAGGGUAACAAGUAA